Messenger RNA from Megalops cyprinoides (Indo-Pacific tarpon), 1560 nucleotides. RefSeq names its product transmembrane protein 44 (gene tmem44). The record is from RefSeq and is a predicted model, not a curated record. The transcript has 12 exons. The coding region runs from base 1 to 1560 and encodes 519 amino acids. Lineage: Eukaryota; Metazoa; Chordata; Actinopteri; Elopiformes; Megalopidae.
AUGGAGGAAAAUAUAAGGGGAUCCUCUGACGAACGAAAUAAAGUGGAGGAAUAUGUCUUGGAUUCGACCUCCUGGUGGAGACCGGAAUUUCUGUCCUCUUGCUUUUCUUCUGAGAACGUUUGUAUCCCAGUUGUACUCUGCAGUCUGUCUGCAUUGCUUUGGGUGAUCGCCUAUUUUCUGUUUGUGCGUCAACAGUGCAGAACGUCGAACAGGAAUGCAGGUGAUACGGCUGUCUGCGCUCUUUACUGCUUUCUGGGGAAUUUAUGCAGCACCGUAGGGGCAUUUCUGUCCAACCAGCUGGCCAUUCAGGUGCUAAUGGGUGUGCUCAUGGCUGCUCUGGAUGUUGUUCAUUUCAUUUUCAUCAUCUUUCCCAUUUGCCCAUGGUGGCAGUCCAAAACUGAGAUAAGGAUGAAGAUGAUGAGGAAGAGACGCAGGCAGAACCUGCUGGCCUUGUCCAUCUCAUUGGUUUUGGGACCAGGGUUCUGCCUGUGGCCCGGUCUGUCUGCCUAUCACCAGCCUGCAGAGAGAGCCCUCAGUGGGAGACACCUACUCAGUUUAUUUCCACAAGACAAUGCUGAAAUCCUGGGCUAUGCACUUGGUCUGCUGUCUUUUGUCAUUGGGUGGACAUCCAAGUUUCCCUCUCUCAUUAAAGCUCAUCAAGGAAAGAUGGCCACAGCAGUGCAGAUGUCCUCUGGUGUACUGUGUGCACUGGCCAAUAUCUGCUAUGCCUCAGCCAUCCUGAUUUGUGACCCACAUCUCAAGUCUGUCAUGAGAGCAUUACCGUGGUUACUAGCCUCUUUUGGCUGUGCGGUCAUUGAUAUAGUUAUCCUUACUCUCUCCUGCUACAGGCGGCACAUGGACCAUCAGCCCUUGGGCCAGGAUGUGCAGAGCUGGGACUCAGCAGACAUGCAGUCCCUACUUCAUGGCGUUUCUCCUGCUCCUCACAGACAAAAAGGGAGGCCCCUCACCAAGCACCCUGGCUUAGACAGGACACCCCUCCAUAUUUUUUGCAGCAAGAAAUACCUUAAAAAGAUGACCGAAGUAGGACACUAUAUGGAUGUCAACAUCCAUCCUGUCCAGCCUGUGCGAAAGGUGUGCCUGAAAGAAGUGAAGAUUUCCAGGGAGGGCCAGUCUGAAAGUCAGCCACUGAAAAGAAUGGUGAAGGUGGUGAGAGUGGAUGACCCCUGCUCCACGGACAGCUCCUUUGACUCUUCCUCUCUCAGCUCCGAACUGGAGUGGGAUUUCGAAGAGGCAAACCCUCACUGGAACAAAACAAGAAAACAGCAGAUUACAGAAGCGUUUCCCCUUCAGGACUGGACAGUUCAUCUUGGACCUAAACCUACUAGCCAGUCAAAGUCUGAUUUGCAUUUCUCCAAGAGCAAUGUUGUAGACGUAGCAGAGGAGACUGCCUGUGGUGUUGAGUCCAGCGGCGCUGAUAAGAUCAGGGCCGGUGGCGGAGUGCGGGCAGCAGAGCGGCCCCCGAGCGGCCCCCCGCGCGCCGGCCCCACAGCGGCGGCUCCCAGACAGGCUGGGCCGCCCUCGCGCCAGUCUGAUUGUUGA